AUGGAUCCCAAUCCAUUUCCUCCACCAGUAAGACGCAGAAGAGGCAAAGGGGGAAUCAACCUUUUGGCCAACAAUGACAGGAACAGACCAGGGCAAACUGGAGGAAUCAUCCGAAUUUUGAAGAAGAGGAAGAACACAGGGAGGAAGUUCUGCCUAGGCCAUACAGAAUGGAGCGCAGGAUUGACCACAUCCAUCCAGAACAGGGGUGAAAUUCGUACCCUGUCAACGCUUUGA
This is a messenger RNA of Prunus armeniaca (apricot), 234 nucleotides long. The record is from the annotation of a GenBank genome assembly. NCBI's taxonomy places the organism in Eukaryota, Viridiplantae, Streptophyta, Magnoliopsida, Rosales, Rosaceae.